Prunus mume (Japanese apricot) is the source of this 1103-nucleotide messenger RNA. The record is from RefSeq and is a predicted model, not a curated record. NCBI's taxonomy places the organism in Eukaryota, Viridiplantae, Streptophyta, Magnoliopsida, Rosales, Rosaceae.
CCGAAUCCCAUUUCUGAUACAUAAACCCUAUUCGAAUCAAAACCUUAGGGUUUUAGUCGGUCCUUGAACGCAGAGUGACAGAGAGAGAAGCGGACAAGGUUAUUGCAAUGGCUUUCUUAAGUAAAAUUGGGAAUAUACUCAGACAGACUGCAAACAAGCAGAUCAGAUCUGAAUUAUCUCCUUUCAAACUGUCCAUCCAUCAAGCAGUAAGAUGCAUGUCAAGCAUGGCGAGUUCAAAACUCUUUAUUGGAGGUGUUGCGUACCAGACAGAUGAGCAGAGUCUGAGGGAAGCUUUUGCAAAAUAUGGUGAAGUUAUUGAUGCAAGAAUCAUCAGUGACCGUGAAACUGGUAGAUCUAGAGGAUUUGGGUUCAUCACUUUCACCAGUAGCGAGGAGGCAUCCAGUGCCAUCCAGGCCUUGGAUGGGCAGGAGCUUCAUGGCCGCCGAGUAAGGGUGAAUUAUGCUACUGAUAGGCCUCGCCCUAACUUCGGUGAUGGCGGCUACAGCGGAGGUGGUGGAGGUUAUGGCGGUGGUGGUGGUUACGGUGGCGGUGGUGGUGGUUAUGGUGGCGGCGGUAGUUAUGGCGGUGGUGGUUAUGGUGGUGGGAACACUGGUGGAGGAUAUGGUGGAAGUGGAGGUGGCUACAGCAGUGGUGGUAAUUAUCCAAGUGGAAACACUUUUGAAACUGCUAGCACUGGAGGUGCUUUUGGCAAUAGCAGCAAUUUUGGUGUUGCUGGCGGUGUUGGUGGUGCUGAUGACUUUGUUGGCGGUGCUGACAACAGCUUUGGCAGUGGUGGAGCUCAAUUGGGAGAGAACAAAGGUGGUUUCAGCUUGGAUGAUCCAUUGGAAGGAAAUGAUGGGGAUGACAUUGACGGCGGCAACUUUUGCAAGAGGGCUUGAUUAUAUUUAGAUGAGGAGCAAUUUAGUUUGCUUCUCCGCAGAGCUACUAGUAGAUUGUCUUUUUGUUACAGCUGAAUAUUCCCCCUCCCUGUCUUCCUGAACUAUUAAUUUCGUUUGUCGGAUUUUUCUGUGAAUUUCAUGCACCUUUUAGCUUGCUUUGUCAACUAAGGACCUGGAUUGUGGAAAUAAUUGUGAUUCAUGGUC